GCAGCCCCUCCGGGUUAUGGGCCCGAUCCAGGGCAGGCGGCCGCAGGUGCUUUGCAGCCGGCUUGGCCUUCCCUCCCCCCCCCCCCCCCCCCCGGCCGGACUUUGCACACGAGUCCCCGGCGUUUCACACGGGCCGAGGCCACUGGCUGCCACCGAGGACCGGCCACGCGCCGGGGGGGGGGUCACCCACCUCGGCCACCCGCGCCCCGAACCCCGAGGAGGAUGGCAGCCGGCGAGGAGAAACGGCAUCUGCUGAGCGAGGGCGUAGGAGGGUCCUACCUGGGGGCCGCACAAAAGAACGGACACAACUCGGUGCAGGGACAGGCACCCGUCCUGGAGCUGGGGACGCGGCGCAGCCGGCAUUGCCACACGCGGGGAGCCACCGGUCACCCCGGCCAGCAGCAGCGGGCGCGCAGAAAGCUCUACCUGGCCGCCGGCAUCUGCCUCGUCUUCAUGGUGGGAGAAGCCGUGGGCGGGUACCUGGCGCACAGCCUGGCCAUCCUGACGGACGCAGCCCACCUCCUGACGGACUUCGCCAGCAUCAUGAUCAGCCUCUCCGCGCUCUGGGUGUCCUCGCGCCCCCCGACCAAAACCAUGAAUUUCGGCUGGCACCGGGCAGAAAUUCUGGGGGCCCUGCUCUCCGUGCUCUCCAUCUGGGUGGUGACGGGUGUCCUGGUCUACCUGGCGGCCCAGCGUCUGCUCUCGGCCGACUACGACAUCGAGGGUAGCGUCAUGCUCAUCACCUCCGCCUGCGCCGUGGCCGUCAACAUCGUGAUGGGGGUUGCUCUGCACCAGACCGGGCACGGGCACAGCCACGGGGCGACAGGCGAGCAGCCCGACGCCAGCGUCCGCGCUGCCUUCGUCCACGUCGUGGGGGACCUGCUGCAGAGCGUCGGCGUCCUCAUCGCCUCCUACAUCAUCUUCUUUAAGCCCGAGUACAAGUACGUGGAUCCCAUCUGCACCUUCCUUUUCUCCGCGCUGGUGCUGGGGACGACGCUGACCAUCCUCCGCGACGUCCUCCUCGUCCUCAUGGAGGGCACCCCCAAAGGGAUGGACUUCAACGCCGUGCAGGAGACGCUGCUGGCGGUGGAGGGGGUGGAAGCCGUGCACAGCCUCCACAUCUGGGCGCUGACGGCGGCACAGCCGCUGCUCUCGGUGCACAUCGCCAUCAACGCGGGUGCCAGCGCGCAGGAGGUGCUGGAGGAGGCCAGCUCCCGGCUGCAGGGCACUUUCCGCUUCCACACCACCACCAUCCAGGUGGAAAGUUACUCCGAGGAGAUGCGGGACUGCCGGGAGUGCCAGCCGCCCCGCGACUGAGCCCCCCCCCCGCCUCGGCAGCCCCUUCGUGUCCCGAGGGGGACUUUUCAUGCGUGGAAAAUAAAGCGGAGCA
This is a messenger RNA of Aquila chrysaetos chrysaetos, 1390 nucleotides long. RefSeq names its product solute carrier family 30 member 2 (gene SLC30A2). Gene Ontology annotation, molecular function: zinc ion transmembrane transporter activity. Gene Ontology annotation, biological process: zinc ion transmembrane transport; response to zinc ion. The record is from RefSeq and is a predicted model, not a curated record. The transcript is spliced from 8 exons. Gene Ontology annotation, cellular component: plasma membrane. The coding region runs from base 223 to 1317 and encodes 364 amino acids. Lineage: Eukaryota; Metazoa; Chordata; Aves; Accipitriformes; Accipitridae.